AUGGCGACUAAAAAUGUCCCAAAGAAGGGUCCCGUUUCUCGAAACGCCCUCCCUGACCGGACUAAGCCUGACUUGAAGUCUCCCAAACCUGCUAACCUUGCGCGGAAGCCGCCUGCCGCUGCGAGAGCCGACAGUAAUGCUACCAACUCGUCAGACCUCUCAAGCGCGAAGAAAUCAUCUCCAGCUCCUAGAUCGAAGGGCCUGAACAAUCUCAAACGUGCCAAUAACGUGCCAAAGCCAACGGACAAGCAUCCAAUUCCACAAGAAGCUGAAACAAACGGGUUAGAACAUGCAGACCCGGAACCUCUAGAAGACUCAGUCGACAUGGAGGAUAGCACGAUCGAACUACAAGACCACGAGCAACGCGCCAACGAGGAGCAAGAUGAAGAACCGACAGAAGACGCAGCGAAAGCUCUUCCAAAAGCUUCUGGGUCGGGAGCAAGAUCGGUUUUCCAACGUGGUAAAGAUGCCGCGUCGUCCCUUUCAGGUUUCGCCAGUAAGGCCAAGAAUGUUCAUUCUCAGCUGCCGGAACCUGUAAAGCAAGAAGCAGCAAGUCGCGUUCAGUCCGGCAUGAAGAAUGUCAAGGACAAGGCCCAGCCAGCUGCAGGUGAAGCAGUCAGCAAAACUGAGGAGAUCCCAAAGGGUGCCAAUCUUCCAACUGAUUUAUCUGCUCUGUCUGGCCUUGAGGUCGGUGAAGAUGGAAUGAUUCUCGAUGACGAUGGCAAUGAAGUCGCUCGACUGGCUGAGGGUGAGCCAGAAGACCUUGCUGGCCAGACUGUUGGCGAGAAUGGUGAGAUCCUAGAUGAAGACGGAGAUCUGAUUGGGCGCGUGGAGCUUCUCAGUGCGGAUGCUGCAAAGAAACCAGAGUCAUUUCUAGAUGCAGAUGGCUUGAACUUGAAAGACCUUGCAAAUCUGCCUGUCGCAAAAGAUGGCUCAGUCAAGAAUAAAUCGGGUCAGGUAGUGGGGAAUCUCGUCGAAGGUGAUCCUGGGGACUUGGUCGAUUCAACCGUGAAUGAAAAGGGCGAAGUUCUCGAUGACGAUGGUGAAGUGGUCGGCCGUGUUGAACCUGUUUCUCUCAAUGAAGCCGGCGAGCAACUUGGCGAGGUUGAAGAUUCAGCAGACGCCAUGCUGCCAGAAACUUCUAUUCUCAAAGGUCGAACGAUCAACGAACAAGGCAAGAUUCUCGAUGAAGAGGGUGGCGUUCUGGGCCAAAUUCCGGAAGGCCAAGACCCGGCAACUCUGACCGGUAAAGUGCCUGACGAGCAGGGCCAAGUCCUAGAUGAUGAUGGGGAAGUCAUAGGACAAGUUGAAGUGACACCAGGGGAGGCCGCUGAGACAGCAAUACAAAAACUCCGGGAAGAUACACAAGAGGCCAAAAAGGGCGGACAAGAAGCACUCGACGAUCUCUCUGUCCUUGACGGUCUUCAGGUCGAUGAAGAAGGUCAAAUUACUGAUCCGGAUGGUAACGUCCUCGGUGUGCUAGAUAACGGUGAUUUAUCGGAAGUCACCGGGAUGACCGUGAACGACAAAGGUCUAAUCAUCGACGAUGAUGGCAACAUUCUAGGCAAAGCUCGGUUGGUAACUCAAGAAUCUAUCGAAGAGCCCGAGAAAACUGCCCAGGAACUACCGCCCAUCUCCAAUCUUGAAGGCCUCAAGUGCAACAAAGCUGGCAAAAUUGUGGAUGAAAACGGGGAACUCGUUGGUGAACUCAUCGAAGGUGAUCCUCGAAAGCUCUUUCAAGCCGAUGCACAGCUUGAUGAUCGUGGUCAGUUUUGGGACAACAAAGGCAAUGUCAUCGGCAAGGCUCAGACCGUUCCCGUGGAAGAGGAAGAGGAAGACAAUGGACCAUUUGCCAAUACUGAGGAUAUAUUUGUCACAGAGGAAGGCUGGGUCCGUGAUGCAAAUGGAAACAAAGUGGGAAAAGUUGUCGAAGGCGAAAUUCAGAACCUUCUUGGACGGGCUGUCGACGAUGAUGGCGAUAUUCUGGACAAACGAGGCAAUUUGUUGGGACACGCAGAGCCCUGGGAAGAGUCGGAGCCAGAAGAGGAGAACGUUGAUCUCUCGGUAUUGGAGGGUCUCACUCCUAACAAGCUGGGUAACGUUAUAGGGCCAGAUGGGGUGUCUAUUGCGCGUGUUAGCGAGGGUGACCUGAAGGCAGUCACUGGCCGGAAAGUCGAUGCCGAAGGCCAGAUCUGGAGUGACGAUGGCAAGGUCAUUGGGCGGGUUGAGCUCAUUCCAGAGGACGAACGCGAAGACAUAUUGCCCUUUAGUGGGUUCGGAGACUUGGUGGUUAGGAAAAAUGGGUUUGUUGAGGAUGAAGCCGGCAGCAUUGUCGGUAAGAUCAUAGAAGGCGACCCUCAGAAAUUACAGGGUCUCGCUGUGGAUGACGAUGGGGAUAUUGUCGACAAGCGAGGCAAUGUCAAAGGACGGGCCGAGCCAUAUAACCCACCGGAAGAGGACCUAUCUAUUCUGGAGGGGAUGACGGUCAAUAAAUUGGGAAACAUCGUGGAUGAAAAUGGUUCGGUUUGGGGACGCAUCACCUCCGGAAUUCCCAAGAAGCUGGCCGGCAAACAAGUGGAUGCGGAAGGUCAAAUCUGGAGCGAUGACGGGAAAGUAAUCGGCAACGCCGAACUUAUCCCGGAGUCGGAGCGAGAACAGCCUGAAGGCAUUUUCUAUGGACUUGAAGGCCUGAUGACAGCAAAGGAUGGAACAAUCACCGACUCCACCGGCCAGGUUGUCGGGAGACUGGUGGAAGGAGAUCCCGCCCGACUUGUUGGCCGUGCCGUGGAUGAAGAUGGCGAAAUAGUCGACAAAGUUGGAAAUGUCAUAGGUCGCGCCGAGCGAUGGGCUCCCGAGGAGAAAGAGCGUGAUAUCAGCCCUAUGAGUGGCCGAAAAGUCAACCGGGAGGGCGAAAUACGCGACGAGGAUGGCAAUCUGAUCGGUAAACUCACCGAGGGCAAUCUCAAAUCUCUGGUGGGCAAGACCGUUGACGACAAUGGCUAUAUCGUGGACAACGAUGGGAACAAGGUCGGCGAGUGCACCCUACUGGAAAACCUGCCCGAAGAGCCCGCUUUGUCUGCCGAGGAAAUCGAACAGAAGGAAAAAGAGGAACACGAUCGAGAUUUGGCGAAGAAGAUGUCGGCGAUUGUACAGCAAACUUUGGAUUCGGUUGAACCGCUAUGCAAGCAAAUCAGCGAUCAUCUUGAAAAAGCCGAUCGCACACCACGAGAAGAACUCGACGAAGAAAAUCUGGUGAAGACCGUGAAGCCUCUCAUUGAAGAGGCGGGGAACAUGUUGCAGGAAGGCAAGGGUGCUCUUCGAGCUCUUGAUCCCGAUGGCCAAAUUGCAGCCUCAGCCAAAGCCCGGAGUGUAUCUCACGAGGCAACAUCGGAAGAAUACCAGCUGGCCGAACUACUCAAGCAACUUUCCCAGACUGUCACUACUACGAUUGAUAAUGGUCGUCGGCGUAUCGCGGACAUGCCCCAUGCAAAGAAGAAACUCAAUCCACUAUGGUCUCUACUCUCCGAACCACUCUUCCAGAUCAUUGCGGCAGUGGGUCUGCUUUUGAGUGGGGUAGUGGGCCUUCUUGGACGCCUUCUCGAUGGACUCGGCCUGGGCGGACUUGUCCGUGGACUUCUCGGGGGUCUAGGAAUCGACAACCUCCUCAGCGGUCUCGGUCUCGGCGAUGUCGGUAAGAGUUUGGGUAUGUCCGGUUGA
Molecule: messenger RNA, 3717 nt
Organism: Penicillium lagena
Lineage: Eukaryota; Fungi; Ascomycota; Eurotiomycetes; Eurotiales; Aspergillaceae
Product: DUF3659 domain-containing protein
Exons: 2
Coding region: 1-3717 (1238 amino acids)
Source: RefSeq, a predicted model, not a curated record